AUGAAUUAUAAUUCAAGGGAUACCCCUUCUUUUUUGAAUAAAUAUUUGUAGAAAGAUACAAACCCUAAGCGACCAUUUGAGAGCCAAAAUAAAUCCUAUUAAAAAUAUGAGGCGUCUCCAUUAAUAAAGCAACCUGUGAAAAAAACAUUGGAGUUAAAUUUUUCAAGUUUGGAAGAGUAAUCAUUCAAAAAAUAAACUGUCUUACCCAAUUAUGAACCAACAAAAUGCUCAUCAGGUCGAAAUGGAAUAAUUAGAGCUUAUGCUGCUAAUACAAAUUAAGGAAUUGUUAGAGAUUAUAAUGAAGAUAGAGUCUCUAUAAUUUUGAAUAUAGUGAAACCAUAAAAUAGAGCAUCAGAAAACUGGCCUAAAUGUUCAUUUUUUGGAGUUUAUGAUGGCCAUGGAGGAGCAGCUUGUGCUGACUUUUUAAGAGAUACCUUACAUUAAUUUGUAAUAAAAGAACCUGAAUUUCCUUGGAACCCUGUAGGAGCCAUAAGAAAAGGAUUUGAAGCAGCAGAAAACCAUUUUUUAGCCUUUGCAUUAGAUCAAUAUUCAAAAGGAAUUCAAGAAAGAAGUGGUUCUUGUGCAAUAGUUUGCUUAAUUGUUGGAGAUAUUUGCUAUGUGGCCAAUGUUGGAGAUAGUAGAGCUGUGCUAAGUUCUCAAAAAGGGAAAAGAGUGACUAAUUUAUCAAUCGAUCAUAAACCAGAAACAGAAGCUGAGAGAAUUCAGAGAGGAGGAGGAAAAAUAUAUCAGACUUAAGGAAUUAAUGAAGAAGGAACUUAAGUUACAGGACCAGUUAGAGUUAUGCCAGGGAGGUUAUCAGUUUCAAGAACUUUUGGAGACAUUGAAGCUAAAUUUGAAUAAUUUGGUGGAAAUUCAAAAGUUGUGAUAUCUGAACCAGAUGUCAAAAUAUUUAAAAUUAAUUAAGAUCAUGAUUUCAUUGUUUUAGGAUGUGACGGGAUAUUUGAUAAAAUGUCAUCAGGAGAUGUCGUUAAUAUCAUUUGGCAAGACAUUCAAAAUAAUACAAAAUCAAACUUACAUUCAGUAUUAUCUACUGCAGUUGAUUCAGUUUUGAAAGAAGCAAUAUAUAAAAAAAGUAGCGAUAAUGUUACUUUGUUGAUCGUUGCUUUUUAGAUAAAUGCUUAAAAAGAAGAGUAGAAAGAAAUCAAAUGUUCAUACAGCAAUUCUGUUGAAAGAAUUGAAGAAACCUAUCAUGUCAAUAGUAGACCAAGAAUAAGCCAAUAAAUCCCAAGAAGAAAUGAUGAAAACUUUUCAUAAUUUAGUAGUCUAAACUAUUGCAAUCAAAAUACUUCCAUACAUAAUAAUAUUAAAUCAGCCUUAGUCCAAAAUUUUUAGCAUCGAAUAUUAAAAUAACAAUAAAACAAAAAGUCCUGUCAGGAUGAAUAAACAAAUAAAGUCAAAUCUAGUUAUAUGAUUUGA
Paramecium tetraurelia is the source of this 1437-nucleotide messenger RNA. RefSeq lists its product as uncharacterized. The record is from RefSeq and is a predicted model, not a curated record. The transcript has 3 exons. Gene Ontology annotation, molecular function: protein serine/threonine phosphatase activity; cation binding. Gene Ontology annotation, biological process: protein dephosphorylation. Lineage: Eukaryota; Ciliophora; Oligohymenophorea; Peniculida; Parameciidae.